Lathyrus sativus (Indian pea) is the source of this 390-nucleotide messenger RNA. The record is from the annotation of a GenBank genome assembly. Lineage: Eukaryota; Viridiplantae; Streptophyta; Magnoliopsida; Fabales; Fabaceae.
AUGGGUGAGGGAAGAUGCAGUGCCAAUAGCACAAGUGCUAAUACAAUGCUACUAUUAUGUAUGUUUGCGUUUCAUACUAAGAUGACUCAUGCAGUAAGAUUCACGGUUGGUGAUGACAAAGGUUGGAGCUUUGGUGUUCAAAGUUGGCCUACAGGAAAAAAUUUCAAAGCAGGAGACACACUUGUAUUUAAUUACGUUCCUCCCAUGCACAACGUGGUGAAAGUGAACGAGACAAAUUUCAAUUUAUGUGUGGCUCAACCUCUAAGUGGAUCAGUAAUUUUAACAUCUGGAGCGGAUAAUAUUACACUUGUUAAGGGAACUAACUUCUUCUUAUGUGGUGUUGGUACUCACUGCGGUGCUGGAAUGAAAAUUGCAGUGAAUGCUAAUUAA